UGGCGAGCGCAAGCCCUUCUUCCAGAAACUGCGAGGAUCCCAGCGAACUGUUUGUGCACCACAAGGGCCUAGAGCGAGGGUCUUCCAGCGCUGGAACCCCGGGAGGCGGGGUGCUCUGUGCAAACCUCGUUCCCUCCGCGAGUGUCGCCUUCAGGCUGUUAUUUGCAAAGAAACGUCUUUUUGACGCAGGGAGAAAUGGCAAAUUUUAACGUCAAGGGCUUAGGUCCAGCGGGCUGACCGUCCCCGGCCAGGGUGCGGUGCCGGGGACCCCACGGCCCCGGCCACCUCCUUCGCCACGACCCCGGAUGGAUGCGCGCCCCCCGCCCGCCCGCGCCGGCCCCAGGAGCUCCGGGUUUCAGGAGCAUCCUUCCCACGCCGGCCCCAGCCGCGGCGCGUAACCGUGGGUAGCGCCCCUCGGAAGGGCACCGCGGAGCAAGAUGGAAGAGAAGAGGCGAAAGUACUCCAUCAGCAGCGACAACUCUGAUACCACUGACAGUCAUGCGACAUCUGCAUCAAGAUGCUCCAAACUGCCCAGCAGCACCAAAUCGGGUUGGCCCCGGCAGAACGAAAAGAAGCCCUCCGAGGUUUUCCGGACAGACUUGAUCACAGCCAUGAAGAUCCCAGACUCAUACCAGCUCAGCCCGGAUGACUACUAUAUCUUGGCAGACCCAUGGCGACAAGAAUGGGAGAAAGGUGUGCAGGUGCCCGCCGGGGCAGAGGCCAUUCCAGAGCCCGUGGUGAGGAUUCUUCCGCCGUUGGAAGGCCCCCCUACCCAGGUUUCCCCUAGUGGCUCUGAACUUGGUGAGGGCUCCCAGCCUGAUUGGCCAGGGGGCAGCCGCUAUGACUUGGACGAGAUUGACGCCUACUGGCUGGAACUCAUCAACUCGGAGCUCAAGGAGAUGGAGAGGCCGGGGCUGGACGAACUGACACUCGAGCGCGUGCUGGAGGAGCUGGAGACGCUGUGCCACCAGAACAUGGCGCGGGCCAUCGAGACGCAGGAGGGGCUGGGCAUCGAGUACGACGAGGAUGUCGUCUGUGACGUGUGCCGCUCUCCCGAGGGCGAAGAUGGCAACGAGAUGGUCUUCUGCGACAAGUGCAAUGUCUGCGUGCACCAGGCAUGCUAUGGGAUCCUCAAGGUGCCCACGGGCAGCUGGCUAUGCCGGACAUGUGCUCUGGGUGUCCAGCCAAAGUGCCUGCUCUGCCCGAAGCGAGGAGGAGCCUUGAAGCCCACUAGAAGUGGGACCAAGUGGGUGCACGUCAGCUGCGCCCUGUGGAUUCCUGAGGUCAGCAUCGGGUGCCCCGAGAAGAUGGAGCCCAUCACCAAGAUCUCGCAUAUCCCAGCCAGCCGCUGGGCUCUGUCCUGCAGCCUCUGCAAGGAGUGCACGGGCACGUGCAUCCAGUGUUCCAUGCCUUCCUGCGUCACGGCAUUCCACGUCACAUGCGCCUUUGACCACAGCCUGGAAAUGAGGACUAUCUUAGCAGACAACGAUGAGGUCAAGUUCAAGUCGUUUUGCCAGGAGCACAGUGAUGGGGGCCCACGGAGUGAGGCUCCAUCCGAGCCUGUGGAGCCCAGCCCAGCUAGCGAGGACCUGGAAAAGGUGACCCUUCGCAAGCAGCGGCUGCAGCAGCUAGAGGAAGACUUCUAUGAGCUGGUAGAGCCAGCCGAGGUGGCCGAGCGCCUGGACCUGGCCGAGGCACUGGUGGACUUCAUCUACCAGUACUGGAAGCUGAAGAGGAAAGCCAACUCCAACCAGCCGCUGCUGACGCCCAAGACGGACGAGGUGGACAACCUGGCCCAGCAGGAGCAGGACGUCCUCUACCGCCGACUGAAGCUCUUCACGCACCUGCGGCAGGACCUGGAGAGAGUUAGAAAUCUGUGCUACAUGGUGACAAGGCGCGAGAGAACGAAACAUGCCAUCUGCAAGCUCCAGGAGCAGAUAUUCCACCUGCAGAUGAAACUUAUCGAACAGGAUCUGUGUCGAGAGCGGUCUGGGAGGAAAACAAAGGGCAAGAAGAGCGACUCAAAAAGAAAAGGCCGAGAGGGCCCCAAGGGCAGCCCCGAGAAGAAAGAGAAAGUGAAGGCAGGGUCCGACUCAGUCCUGGGGCAGCUUGGCCUGUCUACCUCGUUCCCCAUCGAUGGCACCUUCUUCAACAGCUGGCUGGCGCAGUCAGUGCAGAUCACCGCAGAGAACAUGGCCAUGAGUGAGUGGUCGCUCAACAAUGGGCACCGCGAAGACCCCGCCCCGGGGUUGCUGUCCGAGGAGCUGUUGCAGGAUGAGGAGACACUGCUGAGCUUCAUGCGGGACCCCUCGCUGCGACCUGGCGACCCUGCCAGGAAGGCCCGUGGCCGCACCCGCCUGCCUGCUAAGAAGAAACCACCACAGGAUGGGCCCGGUUCACGGACGACUCCAGACAAACCCCCCAAGAAGCCCUGGGGCCAGGAUACUGGCAGCAGCAAAGGGGGUCAGGGGCCACCUGCCAGGAAGCCACCACGGCGAACACCUUCUCACCUGCCGUCCAGUCCUACAGCUGGGGACUGUCCCAUCCCAGCAGCUCCUGAGAGCCCCCCACCACUGGCCCCCGAGACCCCGGAGGAGGCAGCCCCAACGGCUGCCGACUCUAAUGUCCAAGUGCCUGGCCCUACAGCAAGUCCCAAGCCCUCAGGCCGGCUCCGGCUGCCCCGUGAGAGCAAGGGAAACCGGAGAUCGCCAGGUGCCAGGCCUGAUGCCGGGACGGGACCGCCUUCUGCUGUGGCCGAGAGGCCAAAGCCAGAACUUCUCCAACAAGAACCUUGCAAAAGUCCAGUGAAUCAGUCGAAUCAUUCUGUGGAUGCCAAAGAAUAUUUUGACCAUAAUACAGCACAGCCAGGACCUGACAACUUGUCACUUGGACUUUUUUUAAAAAUGGAGUUCUUUAGCAACCAAGUGUAGAAGCAUGUUCGUUGCACACACCCAAGGAGGUGAGCCCAAGCUCUCAGACAAGGAUGCUGUUCUGCUGCUGCUGGUGUUGGAUUUUGGAUCCUGGGCCCACUGUGAGCUCUCCUGAACCCUAAAACUCCACACGAGGAGACUGACGGUGAAACCAGCGUGGCAAAAGUCUCACCAUGGGGAUCCCCUUCACAUAACACGAAGCGCAAAUCAGUGGGAUGGGGAGCAGGCUGAGCACCCAUCCCCGACUCAAGACUUUCAAGGUACGGCAGUGGCGUGGUCAUGGACACUGAGUUUCAUGUGAGUUUUAUCAAAACAGGAAACAAAGAUAAUGACUAAGUUUAAAGGGCUGGACAGAUGUGUCCAGUCGGAGCAGACUCAGAGUGGGCUUUGAGGACUCUGGGCGUUGGGAUGGCAUGAGCUACUGUGUAGAGUUUGGUCUGCCUGGCGCCUUGGUAGUAGUGGCCAGUGCAGCGUCAGCAGCAGCGUCCUAACCCCAUUCUCUGUUUACUGCCUUUGAACAGAUCUUCUUCCUUCCCCGUGCUUCGGGUCACCUCGGGUAACAACCUUGUCUGUGCUGGAUUGCCUGGUCUGACCUCACAGGAAGCAAAGGGACCAGCUUUAAAGAACAACCAAACUCUGCCGGGAGGUGGGGUGCUCAGGUCCAGUAGACUCAGCACUAGCCUGCUUACCCUUCAUCCAUCCUGAGGCAGGGUCUGGGCUCUCUGGGGGCGAGGUAGGGCGUAGGACCAGGGCAGGCAGGUGGUAGGUCUGGUCAGAGUCUGGACUGGGUGGGCUAGGCCAGGAGACCAGCAGAGGGCCUCUACUCAAGCUGGCCUCUAGAUUUCAACCCACUUCUCAGUUGGCUCUUGCUUUGAAUUGAAUUAUCCCUGGGGUCCCGUGUCCUGCACGGAGUCUGGGUGCCUCUAAGGCUGGCUGCCCAGGGCCUGUCAGGCCAGACCCAAGAGCUUUGUCUGCCAGCCAGCUGUCCGCUACUGGGACGCCCGCCAGGCUGCAAAGAAGACAAGGACACUGGCCCUCACCGCUGGCCUUCCUGCUGCCAGCACAGCCCCUUCACUCUGCAGCUUCCCAUCCACCGUACAGGUGGCUUUGCUGCCUUUGAGGUCAGGAUGGGAAGCUGGGGAGGUGGCAGGAGGCCUUUUCCAGCCUAGAGGCUGAGGUGCGUCUUUCACGCAACCGUAUCUGCAGACACUUACUGGAGGCAUAAGCUGCUCUGGAAGUUAGCCCGGCGGUCUUUACCACUCUCCUGGUCCCUGCUGCCCACCUCCUUCCCCCUUCUCACAGUGAGAAAGGAUAAUGUGCAAGGAAAGUAUUUUUAUGGAUCAUAAAUGUAUUUUAGAACAAACGCAGAGAAGAAAGGUUAGAAGGGUUUAUUUUAUUAAAUGAGCUCUGACUUGGUGACAGUGUGUGAACAUUUGCAGUGUGAAGGUCUCAGGUUCCUUGGAGAAGCCACCCAGGUUUCCAAACGUGGGUGUUGGGCUGUGGAUGUGUGAGUUUGUGCCAGGGCACGUCUUGUGUGUCCAUGUGCAUGUGUGUCUGUGUGUCACGUAUGGGCACACAGUGGGACUUGCCAGGGCAGUUUCUAGAGAAUCACAUGCCCAGUUCUGACAGACAUUGGCAGCAGCUGGACUUGGCAUUCCUUGCUUACUGCCAGAUGUGGCCAACCUCUCUGCCCAUACCCCAAGCUCUGCAGAAUGGUCUGGAUGCCUGUAACAAGGCCCUUGGGGAGGCCACUUCCCAUGGCCCCGGCCCAGCUGGCCACAUUGGCCAAAGAGCCAGGGCUGGAGUCCAGGACCUUUGGUUGUUCUUUAAGGCACUUCCUGCCACCUUGUCCCUCAGACGCACAACACUCUGUGCUCCACAUCGGCUCGGGGUGGGAGGAGGAUAUGAAUGUCACAGGAGGAGACACCUUCUGUCUUUGUUUCAAAGAAAGUUGAUGUGCCAUUUGUUAAUAUACAAGAGAAAUAUUGAAAAUAUAUUGAAAAGAGCAAUUUUAAAUUAUUUUUGGCUUAUGUUGCAAUAUUUAUUUUCUUGUAUUAGGAAAGAUUCCUUUGUAGAAAAAAAAUGUAUUUUUCAUUAACGCAAAAACCUAUUUCUCCUUUUUGUACAUUGUCCAUGUUCGCUACCCUUAACGAGCAAUAGAAUGUAUGGCUGCCUCGGGGUGGCCAGUGCCCGCGUGCCCUGCAUGAUUCUGUGGUCCUGCCCCCAUGUAGCUCCCAGUCCCAUCCUGUCCUGCUCACUCAUGGGGGUUUCCAGAGCCUAACCCUCACUGGAGCCUGUGGCUUCA
Budorcas taxicolor (takin) is the source of this 5235-nucleotide messenger RNA. It is a transcript of the gene JADE2, whose product is annotated as jade family PHD finger 2. Gene Ontology annotation, biological process: regulation of transcription by RNA polymerase II. NCBI's taxonomy places the organism in Eukaryota, Metazoa, Chordata, Mammalia, Artiodactyla, Bovidae. Bases 438 to 2930 code for a protein of 830 amino acids. Gene Ontology annotation, cellular component: histone acetyltransferase complex. The record is from RefSeq and is a predicted model, not a curated record. The transcript has 15 exons.